AUGUGUACGGCUAGGUCUUGGUUGCGAAUGGGCGGCCCAACAUCUGCCUUUGGCGUCACGAAGACGAGGUCUUGGGCCUAUCAAGGAACGGUCGAGUUGGACACCUCAAGCUAUCACUCCAAAGGAACUGACACUCUGUCGAAUCAAGAAUCACCAGCAGAUUUGGGCUUGUCAGAAACAUCAAAUGAUGAUCUGCAGUUAUCAGAAAGCAUGGAUAAUACGACAUUUGUGCUGCAGAAUGAAAGCAUUGAAAAUGGAUCAAUUAUUCAAGAACUCCCUGACUUGUCGGCACAAGAUAUCGACUCAAUCACGUUGCCUGAGUUUAACCCAGAAAAUCUAUUCGAUACCUCUCAGCUCAUCCUCUUUCCGAAGCCAUCCUUCAACCUUCUCUCCAUCUUCCCGUCAUUCUCCUUCACAAACCCAGCCGAGCCAGCACCGUCCAUUGGAAGUGACGACGUACAAGCCAUGACAUUCCACUCGACCGUCCUGGCGCCCAUGAAAUCCACCCGCAAAGCAGCCCUAUCCUCGCACUCCAUCUUUCUCAACUUUGCCGUCCAGAAUCCCAUGGCGCUGCACUUUCUCCUGGCCUUUUCGCAUAGCGAGCUGGCCAUACACCAAGGUUUCAGCGACAGGCCACCUCUGGAAUCGCAUCUCCACUUUCAACACGGAUCACAGCUGCUUAACCAAGCACUCGUGGACUUGACGCCAACAGAUCAUAUCGCCAUGAUGCUUUCGUUCUUGUAUCUCUACAUGUUCUGGAUGAGAAGGGAUCCAUUCGACGUUUCAAAACUGCGCGAGCUGAGUAGCUCGAUUCUGGCAUAUGUCACCACCUUUUCACUUGAUGAAGUGUGUGCCAAUUCGGCCAAUUGUGAAGGGACAUCAGAACCUGUGACGCUGUCGCGAAUAUUAACGUACAUCUACGACAGAGACGUGUUCUGCGGGUUCUUUGGUUGUGGAGAGAGAUUUGCGGGUUACGUUAGCGAAAAGCAUGAUACGAGACAGCGGAUAUGGCAGUUAUCACGAAUGCCAAUCUUAUCCGAAGAACAGACAGGGUCAUGGUUUAGACCAGAGCAUCUACCAGAGACUAGCCUAAGGAAAACUGUGGAUGUUUAUUUUAGCCUCAUCACUGUUCAGUAUGAGAUCAAUCAGUAUAGUCAGGGUAGUGAUUCCGAAUCAUCGGGUAAAGAUAUGGAGAUAAAGAGAAAACUGGACAAGAUAAGAGAGGAGCACAGCUUCCUGUUCACGAUAUCCAGACAAUCUACUGGGCAGUCCACCAAGCCACCGCUGAUGGCCCUUGUAACAACCACUAUCUUCUACGCCCUCCAAAUCUAUCUCCAUCGCAGCCGCGAUUCUCUAUUCGGGCAAACACCGAUACCACAAGAUAUAGACACAGCUUUGAAGGAGUUGGUGGCUGCAGCAUAUCAGACUAUCGCUACUGGACCAGUGCAGCUACUCGAGAGAUUCCAAUGGGCGCUCCUGAUUGCAGGAAUGGAAACACACGACCCCGUGCAUCAAGAUUGGAUCUCGGCGAACAUUUCAGACCCCGUUAUCAAGAGUGUCUUGAAUCUUGUACUGGCGGCUAAGGGACGGUCGGAUGAGGGCGUUUCAAUGGAGGCGGUUCGGGACUUGGUUCAGCCACUUUGUAUAACGGGAGACGAAAUGAGUCGAGCGUUGCUCAUGUGCUUAUCUCGUCGAUUAAUCUGA
Molecule: messenger RNA, 1704 nt
Organism: Fusarium pseudograminearum CS3096
Lineage: Eukaryota; Fungi; Ascomycota; Sordariomycetes; Hypocreales; Nectriaceae
Exons: 4
Coding region: 1-1704 (567 amino acids)
Source: RefSeq, a predicted model, not a curated record